Solanum verrucosum is the source of this 1953-nucleotide messenger RNA. Its product is annotated as non-specific phospholipase C1. The transcript is spliced from 3 exons. Bases 6 to 1730 code for a protein of 574 amino acids. Gene Ontology annotation, biological process: phospholipid catabolic process. The record is from RefSeq and is a predicted model, not a curated record. Gene Ontology annotation, molecular function: hydrolase activity, acting on ester bonds. NCBI's taxonomy places the organism in Eukaryota, Viridiplantae, Streptophyta, Magnoliopsida, Solanales, Solanaceae.
CGGCUAUGCCAUUUUCCAAGACUAGUACUUGUAUAAGUCUUGUCUAUUCCGCAAACGCAAUUCUCAACUACCGCCACCGGAUUUUCAAAUCGCCGGAAAUGGGCCAUCGGAAAAUCCUUUUCCCAGCGACCCACUUGGGUUUAUUCUUUAUACUUUACCUGCUUUCAUCCCCUUGCGUUUCCUUUUCCUUUCCGUUUGUGAAGCCCAAGAAUCACAAAAUCAACGGACCCAUCAAAACUCUUGUCGUUUUGGUCAUGGAAAACCGCUCUUUUGAUCAUAUUCUGGGUUGGCUCCACAAAACCCGACCGGAUAUCGAUGGGCUGAAGGGCUCCGAGUUUAACAGGGUUAAUGCUUCAGACCCUUAUUCCUCAAAAAUCUUUGUCUCCGAUGAUGCUGUAUUCGUUGAUUCUGAUCCAGGUCACUCUAUUCAAGCCAUUCGGGAGCAGAUAUUCGGGUCGAAUGAUUCUUCAGCAAACCCAGCUCCGAUGAACGGGUUCGUGCAGCAGGCUGUUAAUAUGGGCGUGCCUGGUAUGGAGCAGACCGUGAUGAGCGGGUUUAAACCAGAGUUAGUACCGGUUUACACUGAUUUAGCGAAGGAGUUUGGCGUUUUUGACCGUUGGUUCGCGUCGGUUCCGGCUUCAACUCAGCCGAAUCGGUUUUACGUUCACUCGGCAACUUCUCACGGAGCUUCGAGCAAUGUCCGUAAAGACUUGAUCCAUGGGUUCCCUCAAAAGACUAUAUUCGAUUCUUUGGACGAAAAUGGGCUCUCAUUUGGAAUUUACUACCAAAACAUGCCAGCUACCUUAUUUUUCAAGUCACUCAGAAAACUGAAACAUAUUUUUAAGUUCCACAAUUAUGCAUUAACGUUCAAAAUCCACGCUAAACUUGGGAAACUUCCAAAUUACGUUGUGAUUGAGCAGAGAUAUUUCGAUGUUAAAAUUGACCCAGCAAAUGAUGAUCAUCCAUCACACGAUGUAGCACUUGGACAAAAAUUUGUCAAGGAGGUUUAUGAGACAUUGAGGGCAAGUCCACAGUGGAAAGAAAUGGCACUCUUGAUUACAUAUGACGAACAUGGUGGCUUCUUUGAUCAUGUACCAACUCCUGUUUCUGGGGUGCCUAAUCCUGAUGGCAUUAUCGGGCCUCCACCAUAUUACUUCAGAUUUGACCGCUUGGGGGUUCGUGUCCCGACCUUCUUGAUUUCACCAUGGAUUGACAAGGCCACUGUGAUCCAUGAGCCGACAGGUCCAACUACGUUUUCACAAUUUGAGCACUCUUCCAUACCAGCAACUGUGAAAAAACUUUUUAAUCUGAAAUCAAGUUUCUUAACCAAGCGAGACGCAUGGGCUGGGACCUUUGAGAACUAUUUCUGCUUGCGUAAGACUCCUCGUGAUGAUUGUCCAGAGAAACUUGCGGAGGUGAAGACAAAUCUAAGACCAUGGGGACCAAGAGAGGAUGCAAAGCUCUCUGAAUUUCAAAUAGAACUGAUCCAGCUUGCUUCACAGCUUAAUGGAGAUCAUGUUCUCAAAAACUACGCUGAUAUUGGACGGAAGAUGAAUGUCCGUGAAGCUAAUCAAUAUGUAGAUGAUGCAGUCAAUAGGUUCUUGGAAGCUGGUAGGGCUGCUCUGAGAGCUGGAGCGAAUGAGAGUGCCGUUGUUGCAAUGAGACCUGCCCUCACUAGCCGAUCAUCAGCAUCAGAUGGAGGAUUCAACAAGUAUCUGGAAGCCUACUAAUCUAUUGUAAGUAGUGUCUGUAUGUAUUGUUAUAAUCCACCUUCUUACAUAAUGAACAAAAUUUGUGGUUACCCAUUAAUUGUGUCCUUCCAAGGAUAUAUACAAAAAUUAGGAAGUCUUUGUUUUCAAUGUUGGGAUGGUUAUUGUAAUCACUUUUAGUAAAUAGUAAAUCAUUUUAGCCUCAUAUGUUCCUAUGAUAUGAAUACCCAUCUUUUUGCGACUU